This is a messenger RNA of Spirometra erinaceieuropaei, 4984 nucleotides long. The record is from the annotation of a GenBank genome assembly. NCBI's taxonomy places the organism in Eukaryota, Metazoa, Platyhelminthes, Cestoda, Diphyllobothriidea, Diphyllobothriidae.
AUGAAAGCACGUGGAGCGUAUGCGCACUCGACCCUGGUCCCCAAUACCAACGCGGCAGAGAAGGUGAACGCGACCGACCACGAACUGUGUAUUAGGAAAUUGCAAGUCAAAAUGAACUGGAAGUAACGCGUAUUUAUAACGCCUUACGGUGCUUCGCCGGCGUUCGGCCCAAUGCCCUUCUGGAAGAAUAUUCGGGACGAGCCGGUCGAUAAUUCGAAUAUGCUGAUCGAUCAGGCCCGCGAGGAAAAGCCAAUGGAGAGGCGCCACGAUUAAGAUGACAGCGCAGUAGAGAAAACGCACGUGGCCUCCCGUGAUUGGCUGGCUCUUGUUUUUGGGAGUGUAGGCACUCCCAACAAGUAAAAUUGCUGGAAGGCCUUUGGACGUACAGUCUUCCGAGGACACAGUUGAGCUGCCAAGGCAUUGUUGAACUUUUCGAUGGUCGCGGAAUACCUAGUUAUCUACCACGCAAAGCUUUAUCUACAGCUCUCUUGACUGACUUUUGAACUGCAUCUGAUAGACGCUGGUGAGAAUAAUUACGACGCUGAGUGUCGUCUUCCUUCAAUAACUCUACUCACGCUUCCCUAAGUUAUGACUCCUGAGAUAUAACAUGGAGGCUUUUCAUCCAGCGGACAAAUCGGUCUUAUUAAUGAGGAUCAGGCUGGGAGGUGUCUUGUCCAGCGUUACUUCAGUAGUGUACCUGAGUGUGUAAACCCGGCGUCUUCUGACAAUGCAAACGAACAGUGUGUUGUAACACGCAUAGAUCUGCGCAUUAGUUCUGAAAUCGGGUGGUGUUGCAUCAGACCUAAGUCGGAGGCAAACACGUGUUGGAUACCUGAAGGACGGCCUUAGGCAAUAUCAGCCACUGAGCCCGAUGGGGCGUACGGUCGACCUGACCCAGUUUUGCCACUGACAAUUGAGGAGGUGAGAUUGAGGCUAGGGAACGACGAUGAGAAAUAUCAAAGCAUCAAAUGGAAGUGGGCUGUUGCUGUUGGUAACAUCGGAGACACUAGAGAGCCUGGCGAAGUAAGGAGUACUGAUAGGCACAACUCCACCUCGGCAGAUAGCCGCGUGUCACAGCACAAGCAGAGGCCAUUGAGCAGAUCAGCAGUGGUAAUAUAGCAUUUGCUACGACGGCUUUUACUCAGCAGUCCGUUUUCAUUCUUGACAGUCCGACCGUCGACUCCGACGGUGUCCACCUUGUGCGCCGCAACAGGUUGGGCGCAGGGACGGUGACUUGUGCGUGAAUUAGUUUAUAGUGAUAGUAGCAUUGUGCAGCAUCUACCGUGCUCUCCCCCCCCCACCUGUGCUCGGUGUCAUAACAGUCAAGAAGACCGAAAGCGGGAGAAGCCGCCGGCGACUGGCGCGGCGUAAAUCCCCAUCGAGGCCUACUACCACACCCUCGGGUUCACACAAAACGGCCAGAAUUUCACAAAACAUGGAGCCGACUCGGGUCGCAUCUGAGUGGGAGUGCCAUAAAGGCCACAGUAGGAAGGAUCCAUUGCAGUCUGACUCUUUGUCCAUCAGUCGGCCACUCAACACAAACACACCGGACUGACUGCGAGCUCCAAGUUGGUCCGUCGAUUGGAAAACUUCCAAGCCACGCCUCUGACGCACCGUGGUAGUAUCUAGCGCGUAAGAUUGUUUAUAGUGAGAAAAAUGCGUUGAGUCGACCACGCUCUCUGUGCACUUCUCCGUGCACCAGUCGACUGUUCGGGCCAGCCAGGUAACUGAUACUGUGGUUGGGAGAGGUGGCUGACGAAGAACGGUUCGUUUGCGUGCGCCGAACACACACGACUUGACCCCCUACGCAACAUAUCGGGAUUUCAUAAAAAUGAAACGAACUAUUCAGAUCUCACCUACAGCAGAGGGGCAACGUGGAGGAGUCGAAGAACACACAUCCCACUUACGUGAUAGGUGCCUAGUUUGUGCCUGUGGGGUGUGAUGUUGGACACGCUCAGGUUUUGUGCAUGUAUGGUCAAGUCUGCGGUGACGACGAGUGUAUUUUGGUGCUCCAGGCACUGGCUCGCCAGUCUGUGUCGUGGAUUCAUCAGACGUACGCGUAAUGUUCAUGUGCGGUGUCAUUGUGGACAGAAUAGGCUAAGAGCUCCUGAGUCGAUUGCGGUGAUGCUACCGCUAGUGGUGACCGCGUAGGCGCUGAAACUGGGAGAGUUGCUUGAUGUGCUUGGCGUGUCGAUAUGACGCUGAAUUCCACUGCCGUGGGUAUGCAUAUGGCCGAAUGGACUCAUGCGGUGAAUGGAAGUGCGUGAGUAGUGGCGACGGAUGCAGCGAGAAUACAUGUUUGGGCCCCAUAGCACUGGUUCGAUGGUCACAAUGCGAUGGAUUCGCUAGUAACCAACCAGGCCGGUGAGUGAGGUGAAUGCCCGAUCGCAAUGAGGACAGGUUGGGACCGAGUCCAUAUUGCUGGUGGUGAGGGUGGUCGUUGUGAGCGGCGUCGGGAGUGUUAUCACGGGUUGCGGGAGUGGGAGGGGCGGUUGUGGCAGGGAUGAUUAUGGGGGCGUUUGUGGAGGCAGUAGGUGGAGUUGUUGGUGUUCUGAGUCCGUAGAUGCCCGACUAGACCGACACGCACCUUUCUUAGGGAUCUAUACAGCGACAACACCACUUCUCUGUACGGCCCCUUCGAAAAGUUGGCUGAGAAGACCCAUAACUGACCGACUAUCACGAUCGAACAGAACUUGUAGACCCUCUGCGAAGCUGUCCGUGCAAGGUGUCUUGUUGUUCCUCAGCAUCGCUGUUGCAUCAAGCAUCUCCUCAGUGGAUGGUGCCCCGCAGUCACAGUUAUACUCAGAUACCAGGUUGCCCUCAAUCCGAGAGUGAUUACUGAGUUAAGAGAAUGAAAGAAAUGCUUGUCCCACCGACACAGCCUCUGUUAGUGUUACGACUGCACACCUUAGUUGGUCUUUGGUAAAACAGACAUAUUAGUAGUCUGGCCCAUUUUUCGGAAUCCACUACGUCUCUUAAAGUCACCGUUAGUUGAUGCACACAAGAUCUCUGGCAGUCUGACUGUAGUAGUUGCUGUCAUGCCAUGCAGUAAGCCUGCUCUAAGACCAACUGCUAAAAUUCUGAUCUCCACGAGGGUGUGCAGUUCUUGUAUGCCAGACGGUAAGAUAAAUACAUCUGGGAGCAAGUUCUUGUAGCGAUGGCUAUCGUGCACAUCAUCCGCCUAGGAGGCACGAUGGAGGGUUCGCCUAAGUUCGAGCCAGUUAGCUCCAACUGAGGGCGCCUUUGAGUCGGCUGUUGUCUAAAUCAGUGUUGCGGUGUGGUUGGACACAGCGAGGCGGACGCCCAUGACGGUAGGGGGAUACUUGGGACGAGCGGCAGUGUACCCCCUCAUAGUUCGUGCCUUAUUAAUAAAACAACAUUUAAGCCAUAAACGAGCCCACACGACUAUUAGUUCCUCAUUCCUAUACGACUGUCUGCGAGCACUAGACAUGAGGUGGAGACAGAUUAGGCCAGUGAACUUAAUCCUGCGUAACUAGUAUUCUUUCUUUGGUUUAGUUCAUCCUGCCCCCGAAGUUUUUUAACGGUCUCUUCGAACCCGAGGAAACGGACGAGGCCGUCUUAUGUGCCUACGCUAGCGCCCUUUCUUCAGGCAUAGUCUCACCACAGCGCCAACCGAUUCUCAGCUUAAUUGCUCUGCACCACCUCAACAGGCAAGCUCUUCUUUUUAUCUAUCGUUUUCUGGAGGCAUAUGUUUCCUAUGAACCCCAGCACCUAGGACAUGUCACACCCAUUUUCCAAUGGUUAGUGCAGAUGUUUGACUUCUCACGGAUGUAGGGGCAGUAUGUAUGGCUUGGUUGAUCAUAUCUAGCAAUUACUAAGCGCUAAAGACGCUCCGUACUUCCCUAGCCUACUUUUACAUGUUUUCUACCCAAUGAAUUAUCCAGGGUCAACUUGAAUGCGGAUUGUUUCUGAAGAGCGAAGAAUGUAGGCAAGCAGUAUCCCUGUUUACUCCAACAGGGUCCGCCAACACACGUUGUCUGACGUACAGACGUACAAAUUUCCAGUUGACCGUCUUCUGAUUUCGCGCGCCCUCGAUAUUUCUCAUGCAUAAGUCUGACUUAAAUAAGGAGCCGCCUUUCUGGUGCACUAUUUAAUGCCCCAGGGUCAUCCGCUCUUCCUAAAACUGUCAACACCUAUAACAAUGGUGUCACUUAUGCAUUCUUCAGCGAGUUAACUGUAAGAAUGACAGCAGACGGAGUUAACCCAGGUAUUUUGCUCUCAUAUGUUUCAACGACCAAACGACGCCAAAACUUAUGUAGCGUCCUCGACGCAAAAUGACGACUGCGACAGCGAAAUCGAACAAUUUAAAAGUCGAAAUCUUAACAAAUGCUAGGGAUGAGUUUAAUUCAUGCAAAAGCAGCACGCUGGCCAAGUCGGCUAACGUUCAACAGAUAGGGCAAACUCUGCAAACAUCUCGGCAGGUCAGAUGAAACUACUACACUGAUCGACCACGUGUGGCGCGUGUAACUGACUAGCAAAAGCUGAGGGCGCGUGACGCGAAAACCUACCGCACGCAUCAGCCGAUGCUAAAACGACCGAUAGUAGGACGUACUCUGAUGUUUCCAUAAACCGGAGCAUAGAAUGCUCGAAAGAAGUUAACAGUUGGAUUAUCCUCUUGUCUUCACCGUCUCCUCCUAGGUACAUUUUCUGCACAAGAAAUCUGGGUGAACCGCUAAUCAGGCAGCUCUCUCGCACUCUAUUCUGGUUAACUAAACAAGAACGUCGACGGACCAACACCCCCGGCUGGUCACAGGAACUGGUCGACCUCUUACGGCGCUACAAGCGACCCAAGUCACUGCCGUGGGACGAAGAGAUACCGAUAAACUCUGAACUGGUCAGCGCUCAGUACCGGCAGCAGCACUUCGCCGCCUCGAUAUCAGCAGAACUGGCUGAAUUCUACGAUCCUGAUGUCCCAGACUCCAGAGCUCGACACUGGAGUUUGUUUUAUAAACUGACGCAUUGA